This is a messenger RNA of Gasterosteus aculeatus aculeatus (three-spined stickleback), 1488 nucleotides long. RefSeq names its product vomeronasal type-2 receptor 26-like. The record is from RefSeq and is a predicted model, not a curated record. Gene Ontology annotation, molecular function: G protein-coupled receptor activity. NCBI's taxonomy places the organism in Eukaryota, Metazoa, Chordata, Actinopteri, Perciformes, Gasterosteidae. Gene Ontology annotation, biological process: G protein-coupled receptor signaling pathway. Gene Ontology annotation, cellular component: plasma membrane.
AUGUCACAGUGGGUCCCGACGUCGAUGUGCUCUAAUGUGUGUCCAGUAGGAACAAGGCGAGCUCACCAAAAGGGAAAACCCAGUUGUUGUUUUGACUGUAUCCUAUGUGCUGAUGGAACUAUAGCCAACACAACAGGUGCAGCCGACUGCGCACGCUGUCCACAGGAAUACUGGUCCAAUGAGGUCAGAGAUGAGUGCAUUCCAAAAAGAAUUGAGUUCCUGACAUAUCACGAGCCGAUGGGAAUAGCUAUAACAGUUUUGUCCCUUCUAGGGGCCUCGCUGUCGCUGGCCACCAUGAUCAUCUUUAUCUAUUAUAGAGAGACUCCUGUGAUAAAGGCCAGCAACUCUGAGCUGAGCUGUUUCUUGUUGCUUUCUCUUUUUUUGUGUUUUCUUUGUCCCCUCACUUUCAUCGGCAGACCUACAGUGUGUACGUGCAUGCUGCGCCACACUGCUUUUGGUGUGACAUUUGCACUUUGUAUUUCCUGUGUCUUGGGAAAAACUAUUGUUGUCGUUACCGCUUUCAAAGCCACAUAUCGUGGCAACACAUUUGCUGGAAAGUUUGGCCUUGCACAGCAAAGGAUUAUGGUUUGCUCUUGUACAUUGAUUCAGAUAGUGAUAUGUGUGUUGUGGCUGAAGUUAAAUCCACCUUUCCCAGAUAUGGUUUCCAAACAGAGCAAUAAGAAGAUUGUUCUAGGAUGUAAUACAGGCUCUGAGGCUGCUUUUUAUGCAGCGCUGGGGUACAUAGGGAUCCUUGCAUUAAUAUGUUUAGUCCUGGCAUUCCUAGCAAGAAAGUUGCCUGAUAACUUUAAUGAAGCCAAAUUAAUCACAUUCAGCAUGCUGAUAUGCUGUGCUGUCUGGAUCACCUUUAUCCCAGCAUAUGUCAGCUCUCCUGGAAAGUUCACUGUAGCUUUGGAAAUAUUUGCAAUUUUGUCUUCAACAUUUGGCUUAUUUACUUGCAUCUUUGCACCAAAAUGUUACAUAAUAUUGGUCAAGCCAGAGAAAAAUACCAAGAAACAUAUCAAGGUAAAAACUCUUUCAGAAAAUAGGAUUUCUUAAUUUUUGAAGAUGCCAAUGUUACUUCCUUUAAUGUGAUGUUAUGUGCUGAUCAAAAGGUCUAAUAUUUCAUAUAUGUCACAUGAUAAUAUGCAGGUGUGACAACCCCUGCAAGUGUGGAGGGGGGCGCGGCCGAGGGUCGUCAGGGCAUUGGAUCCACCUGAGAACAUCCGUGGCGCUGGCAGCACAUGGGCCCUUUGUGCCAGGGCUGUGUGUUUAAAGCCCCCUUGUGUUCGGGUGGUUCCUUCCUGAGACACUAUUUUGUGUUUAGUUAAUGGUUAUGGUUUGUUCAACACUGCAUAAAUACUUUCCAUUCAUGCACUUUAUAUACAUGCACUCACCUACACAACGGAAGUUACCGGCACCACUGUUAGUUUAAGUCUAUAUAUCAUUGAAGGAAGUGAUUACUUGGUUUAACUGAAUUACUUGAUUAAU